AUGCUGCACCUUGUAGUCCAACUUGAAGAUGCAAUCGAUAAGGAAGACUUUCAAGAAGCUGCAAAGAUAAAGCUUGCUAUUACAGAGGUUAUUUCAAAGGACAGUGUAGAUGAAGUCAUGUCUCAAUUGAAGAAUGCCAUAGAUGAAGAGCGGUACCGUGAUGCAUCAUGGUUGUCUAGAAAUACAGGAAGUGGACUGGUGGGGUGGUGGGUAGGCUACUCAAAGGACUAUGAUGAUCCACUUGGUAGACUAGUGCGCAUAACACCUGGUACAGGUAGAUUUGUUGCUAGGAGUUACAGUCCAAGGCAGUUGGUCAGUACAUCACCUGGAACUCUUCUAUUUGAGAUUUUUGUGCUUAAACAAGAUGAAGAAACGUAUCUUAUGCAGGUAGUUUAUUUGCAGCAUGCAAAAGGAAGUUCUAUGAAUAGUACCAGCCCACAUUCCAAGCCUACAAAAAUCCCAUCCACUUCUGAAGUUGAGAAUCCAUCUGUUUUAGAUGUUCAGGGGAGUGAAACUAAGGCAGAAAGAAGUGAUGAGAAGGGAAAAAAUACUAAGGAAGCAACUGAGGAAGGAAUAAAAAGUGUGAUAAAUUUUCUUAAAACUAAAAUUCCAGGGCCGAAAGUCAAAGACAUGAAUGUUGAUAUUUCUGAGGAAGUAAUAGCUAAUGAUUCUAUGGAGCAGUUGAUGCAAGAAGAUGAUGAGAAAACAUCAUCCACUGAGAAUUCUGAAGAUGAAACUAAUGAGUUGAAAGAGAUUCAACCCGAUGAAGUUGCUUUGGGAGAGGGUAGCACUCCUGAAGAAGAAAGCAAGGAUUUGGAUAUGAAACUUAUUAUUGGUGGGCUUGUACCUAAUAAUGACACUCCUACUAAGGAUGUGUAUGUUCAUCUUCCAGCUGAUAUUAAGGACUUGGAGAGAGAUUCUUUUCUGUUACAUGUUCCGAAAAGGAGUUUAGAUAAUGACACCGGAGAAAGUAUAGUGUCCAAGGUGAAAAUAGCAGCUAUUGCAGCUCAAGGUGUUUCUGAGCUUAUGCCUCCAGAUGUUGCCAAUGCAUUUUGGAGUUCAGAUAAGGCUUCUUCUAAGGUUUCUAGAGAUGUGCGCAAAAUUGUCAAGCUUGCUGUUAGUCAGGCUUGGAGGCGGAGCGGAUUAUCUGAGUAUACAAAUUUUAAUCGAAUUAGCAGUGAUAAUGGCAAUUUAGACCCAUUUGAGGGCCUCUAUGUUGGUUCAUUUGGUCCUUAUGGAGCUGAAAUAGUUCAACUGAGGCGUAAAUAUGGCCGGUGGAAUGAUGCAGAUGAUGAAUCUUCAGCUGUUGAGUUCUUUGAAUAUGUUGAAGCUGUUAAGCUUACUGGCGAUCUCAAUGUUCCUGCUGGCCAGGUUACUUUUCAUGCCAAAAUUGGUAGGGAGAGUCGCCUCCACAACAGUGGGUUGUAUCCAGAUGAGUUAGGAGUGGUAAUUACUCUCUCUCUUGUUUUGUAUGUUUCAAAAAUGGUGUUAUUUAAACCACACUUUGCCUGUGAUUGUCACUAUGGAAACAAGCUGAUCUGUGUAACCUUCAAAUCUCAUUCGUUAUGAUAAGAAUGCAGAAAAUCUGGAGCAUUCAUAAUUCACUAAUGGGAGCCUUGCAGCUGUAUGAAAUGAAAUAAAUUGUCAUCCUAUAUCGACAAAAAGCAACUUUCCAGGAAAUUAUUUUAUUAUUCACAUCUAUCUAUUGGACUUUUUGGUAACGCCUUAAACAUGCUCCAAUGCUCAUUCUGA
Molecule: messenger RNA, 1752 nt
Organism: Durio zibethinus
Lineage: Eukaryota; Viridiplantae; Streptophyta; Magnoliopsida; Malvales; Malvaceae
Product: protein EXECUTER 2, chloroplastic-like
Biological process (GO): singlet oxygen-mediated programmed cell death; response to singlet oxygen
Cellular component (GO): thylakoid membrane
Source: RefSeq, a predicted model, not a curated record